UCAAGACCCCCGGUACACAACUCAGGAGCACACGGACACUAACAGCUGCUUUAUUUUGUAUUUAUUUUUCAUAUUGUGCAUCAUUUAAAGACAAUUAACAAAUCUUAAUAGAAAUAUCUGGAGCUGUGUUGUCUGCAGAGGAGGAGAGGGAUCCAGCAUCCACUGACAGCCAUUCAAAAGUUCAUUUAAAGAAGGAGACUUUUUGGAGAGGGAUGGCCAACUCCGGUAUUCAGCUGUUGGGCUUUUUCCUGGCGCUCAUCGGCAUCGUCGGACUGAUCAUCGGGACUAUUCUGCCGCAGUGGAAGAUGUCCGCGUACAUCGGGGACAACAUCAUCACAGCGGUGGCCAUGUACCAGGGGCUGUGGAUGUCAUGCGCCUUCCAAAGCACCGGACAGCUCCAGUGCAAAAUCUACGACUCCAUCCUGCAGCUCGACAGUUCGCUUCAGGCAACUCGUGCCUUGAUGAUAGUUGGCAUCAUUGUUUCCAUAGCAGGUCUGGGCGUGGCCUGUAUGGGAAUGAAGUGCACCACCUGUGCAGGGAGUGACAAACUACGCAAGUCCCGCAUCGCCAUGACAGGAGGCAUCAUCCUACUAGUGGGAGGGCUGUGUGCCAUCGUAGCGUGCUCCUGGUUUGCUCACAAUGUGAUCCGGGCUUUCUAUAAUCCCUACACUCCAGUCAACACUAAGUUUGAGUUUGGCGCCGCCAUCUUCAUCGCCUGGGGCGGCUCCCUCCUAGAUGUCCUGGGCGGAGCCAUGUUGGCCGCUUCCUGUCCACGAAAGAAACACGUAGCUAAGUACCCGUCCAUGGCCAGUUCCCGCUCUGGUCCGCCGAGCAGCACUAAAGAAUACGUCUGAGAGCGCCCCCUACAGCUUGGGACUCCAACAGAAGUUGACAGAGAAGUCUCCCCUCCCUCUUUUUUUGCAGCCCCAGCGAGGAGUAAAACUGAAGAUUUAUGGGAAGUUGUGAAUUGUAGAAGAAUUACUGAAAUGGGACUUUCUUUCUUUUUUUGUUCAAGCAGGUCUUUGAUAACCCCCCAUUAUCGCGCACCACUCUCAAUUGUUUGAUGAAUGAUGUCUCUCACCCCGUCCACACAUUCCACAAUUGUUUACAAGUGAUCUUCACAAAUACAUUAUAAUUGGAUCCCCUGACUUAAUAGACAAGCCCCUGGGGUGUAACCUCUUGAAUUGUAGCCUAAAUGGUGGAUUAUAGCCAACGCUUGCACCUCUGUGUUAGAACCAGCAUCUAUUAGCAUUUGCCAUGUAAUUGAAAGUAAUCUAUUCCAGUUAGGUGGCUAGGCUGCGACUCAGGGGUUCUGUACAACAGAGACACAGGGUGACAAUACAGUGUUUUAUAUAAACCGUUGGUGGUUCUAAAAUAGAUGUUAGGAUGAGCAGGGUGUGACUUUACACACAGGGCUCAGUGUGUAGGGUGACCCUAUCACACAGGCCUUCUACUACAAACACCUACCACAGGCCCCGUAGCUCUUCAUACCAGUCUGUUACAAACCCUGCUCGGAUAUGAAAUAUUUUAUCAUGUAGUCACUGUGCCGUUAUCGCUCUAACAGCUUCCAUAUCAGCCACUAUGAGAUUAAACUGCCUGUAUUUAUUUUGUCAACCGUAGGGUGAAGUCGUUGCUCCUGUGUAGAUUUAUAUAAUUGGUAGUUCACCAGUUCUAGCUUUCAGAGAUUAUAGAGUCGUAUUUUUAUUAAGACUCUAUUUUUUUUAAAUGUCAUAGUUUUAUACA
Morone saxatilis (striped sea-bass) is the source of this 1743-nucleotide messenger RNA. RefSeq names its product claudin 7a (gene cldn7a). NCBI's taxonomy places the organism in Eukaryota, Metazoa, Chordata, Actinopteri, Moronidae. Gene Ontology annotation, cellular component: bicellular tight junction; plasma membrane. Gene Ontology annotation, molecular function: structural molecule activity. Gene Ontology annotation, biological process: bicellular tight junction assembly; cell adhesion. The transcript has 4 exons. The record is from RefSeq and is a predicted model, not a curated record. Bases 213 to 854 code for a protein of 213 amino acids.